Molecule: messenger RNA, 589 nt
Organism: Cimex lectularius (bed bug)
Lineage: Eukaryota; Metazoa; Arthropoda; Insecta; Hemiptera; Cimicidae
Exons: 3
Coding region: 88-564 (158 amino acids)
Source: RefSeq, a predicted model, not a curated record
AUGUUUUUUGUUUUCCUAUUUGAGUUUUGUUGAGUUUGUUACUGUUGAAUUGUUUUUGUUAUCAAGAGUUUUUUUCGGUACUGAUUCAUGGCGCAAGAAGCAAAUGAAAAUGCUACUUUAAUGAACGGUUUUGGAGAUGAUAUUUCUGAAGAGCAACUCGACGAAUUAAUACAAAAAUUUUUAAAUGACUUGGAUUCUCCAAAAGGGGUAACCGAAUAUGGUGUGGGUUGCAGUAAAACAGAAGAACCUCCAUUUUUAGAUGGACCUUCCGUAGAAUCAUUUUUUCAGAAUCUUACCUCGGAAAAUAGCCUGGUUGUUAAAAUGGCCAAACCCAACCGAAGUCGAGCGGUCAUCAGAUUAGAAAAUAUUUCAGAUUAUUUGUGCUGUAUGUGCGGCUAUAAGACCAAAAAGUUUGCCAUGAUAACUCGCCACGCUAAAGUACACGGGAAAAUAUUUAGGUGUGAACACUGCAGCUACUGGACGCGAAGGAAGGCCCAUUUUCAAACUCAUACCAAUACCCACUUUAAGAAUACUAAUAACUUCUUUCUAAAAUAUAUGCGCUGAAUUUUAUUUUAUUUGUCAAGCCAAU